CACCGAGUAAAUUCUUUACCUGCAAAUUUCGCUCGCUAACUGCAUCAGGGUGUCCUACAUCAAGAGUAUCGACAUCUACCUUGGAGUCUGCUACUUGAUGGUGUUCGCGUCGCUAGUUGAGUACGCUGCUGUCGGCUACGUCGCCAAGCAUAUCAUGCGGCAGCGCAAAAUCGCAGCCGACCAAGCAAAGCGAGCCAAGGAGGAAGCCGAGCUCAAAUACCCGUCGUGCAACAGCACGCCCUCUCGUGGCCCGUUUGCGAGCGCAGAGUACGGCCUGCAAGUAACGAACGAGAACGACUCCGUCCGAACGCAUCUGGUGCAGGCACCGAUGGGACGGUCAUCCGUCCCUAACUACGCAUCCAUUGACCCUCACGGCAGUCAGGACCCGGAAGUUGCCGAGCCGCAGAAGCGGAAGCGACGCUGCACCAGACCCGUGCUGUCACCGAGCGACAUCGACAAGUACUCGCGAUUCGGUUUUCCGAUCACCUUUCUUCUAUUCAACGCAAUUUACUGGACAGUAAACCUGCAACUCAACGACGUAUCGGCUUGGGUCGGAGCAAAGUCGUAGACGGAGAUAUAGAGGGAGCGACGGGCGAGUGUCAGUCACGUUGACGGGCGCGCCGUGACGCGUGAGUGAUCGUGUUGUUUUGACACGCACGUUCGGCUGCGUGUGUUUGUGUUUGCUGGCUGUUUGUUGGAUUGUUUGUUUAUGUGUGUGUGUGUGUGUG
This is a messenger RNA of Priapulus caudatus, 728 nucleotides long. RefSeq names its product gamma-aminobutyric acid receptor subunit alpha-6-like. The record is from RefSeq and is a predicted model, not a curated record. Gene Ontology annotation, biological process: monoatomic ion transport. Gene Ontology annotation, cellular component: membrane. NCBI's taxonomy places the organism in Eukaryota, Metazoa, Priapulida, Priapulimorpha, Priapulimorphida, Priapulidae. The transcript is spliced from 3 exons. The coding region runs from base 98 to 568 and encodes 156 amino acids.